GUUUAAGAGACACUGAGUUCUUUUUUCCCACAGGUUUGACCUAAUAGCUCCCCAAAAAUGAAGCCCAGACGUCUCUAUCGCCCCCUGGUGUCUGACUGCAGUAUAGGUCAUAAACCCCGCCUCCUCCAUGUUAGCAGAUGGGACUGGGCUCAGACUAAAAUAAAGUCCUCAGAUAAAAAUGCUUUCUUUCAUCAUCAGUAGUUCUCAUCAUGCUGAUUUGUGUUCAGUGGGGCUCUUUUCUCACAGGGUGGAUUAGUUUUGACUGUCUUAGCACUUUCUCAGUCUCUGCGGCAGGUAAAAUAAGUCUUGAACACGUUACCGGUUUUCUAAAUAUGUUUGUAAAAGUGGUGUUGUAAUGAAAUUCUCUUUCUGUAACAACUCAUCCGGUCCACACAUGCAAAGAAACCGAAGCAGAGAGAAGUUAUGUGUAAUAAUGAGAAAUGACACAGGAGAAGAGUCAGCAGUCCAUCUGCAUCUAAAGGUCAAAGGUCACUCUUUCAAGGACUCCAAUGUUCACAUUUUGGACAGAGAGGACAGAUGGUUUGAAAGAGGAGUGAAAGAAGCCAUCUAUGUCCACUGUGAGCGACCAUCUUUGAACAGAGGCGGUGGUUUACGACACCAACUGUCUGCCAUCUAUAAUCCAGUUUUGAGUUCCCUCCCCAGACGCCUUAAUGCCCACUCACAUCCUGGGCCAUCUGACCUCAGGAAAUCACAUGACAAGGUGGGGCCAGGUUUCACAAUGAGCUCACCCGAAACCCUGGCUGAUUGUGACCCACACCCGCUUUCACACCUUGGCUCAUGUGAUUAGGUGGAGGAUCAUCAGGGGGUCCUUUGUCCCUCUUUCGGGGGACUCGCCACCAUUUGACCCUAGAACUGAAGAAGCUUCUGGGAUGAGAGGUGAAAUGUCUUCAAGCAACUUAAAGAAGUCCAGACGCUUUUCUUUCCAAGCUCCUUACAGCACAGAAGCUGCACCGGGACCCUCACUGGAUGGUUUCCAUGGCAGCAGCUCCUUCGGUUGUUGCUUCCGCUUUGUUUAAUGUGAUUGUUUGAUUUGAUGAUUGUGUUUCUGUUCGAUUUAAACAAAUGAUCACGGAAUAACAGGACCAGUCAGGAGGUUCCCAUAAGUCCUACGGGCCUGAAACGCAUCACCACAGUGGCCUGAUGUUUAUAUGCGGUUACUAGGCAACAGGUGAGCGUUGAUCGGCUGACCAGCGGACCCGGUGUGCUCCUGAUCGAUUACCCUGCCCCCUCUCUCACCUCUACGCGGAGCUUCGUCCCGGAUGGCCGGGGCAGUCACGGACCCGACCCGGGCUCCGAUGGCCUUCGGGCGGCGGGCCGUGCCGCAGCUGUUCGGGGAGCUGCAGCGGGCCGGGGCUGCGGCGAGGCUCCGGGCUCUGACGUCACUCUGUGACCUGGUGCAUGAGCCGGAGCGACUGUACCAGGCUGUUACCGGAGGUUUUCUGAAGCAGCUGAAGGUUUUGUUCAGGGAUGAAGAUCCAUCAGUCAGAGCAAAAACCUGUGAGCUUCUUCACCUGCUGACCUCACACAGCAUCGGCAGGCAGGCCGUCCUCGCCUCCUCCCUGCUCCCUCCUCUCUGUCAGCUGUUGGACGACUCCUCGUUCUCCUGCAGGAGGAACGUCCACCGAGUGCUGAACCGCCUCGCUCUGCUGCCUGCAGGAGCAGAGGCUCUCCUCUCUCUGGUGCCUAAACUGAUGCUGAAACUCACAAAGGAGGAAGAUGAGGAGGUGCAGUUGCUGCUGCUCUCCACCCUCACCCACUGCUCCAGGCUGGACGCCCUGCCGGGGUUGGCCUCCGAUGGCGUCUCGCUGCUGGGACGCAAACUGUCCCACCGAUCCUCGAUCAUCCGCCGAGAGGCGGCCGCAGCAAUGAUGGCACUCAGCGUUCCCAUGGACGGGAAGCGACAGGUCUGCGAGGAUGCCGAGGUCCUUCCUGUCCUCGUCGGUCUGCUACGGGACAAAGACGUGGAGGUUCAAGCCAACGCUGCAGGAGUCAUCAUGAACACCGUCAUCAUCACCACCGGUAAGCAGCGGUGCCUGGACCUGGACGUCCUCCCCGUCCUCCUCGGCCUGCUGUCUGAGAAGCACGGGGACGAUGACGAGGAGGAGAUGAAGAAGAGGAGGAAGGCCCUCAUCAUGCACGUCCUUCGUGCGCUCACCUCAUUGGCUGAGGCUCCUAACGGCCGCUGCCUCCUCCUGGAGCAGCUCCCCCUGCUGGAGAAGAAGGCUGAGGCUGCGGAGGAGGACCAGGACAUCCGGCGGGCCACUCAGACCGCCAUCCAGGUCAUCACCUGGACUCCAUGA
Pelmatolapia mariae (spotted tilapia) is the source of this 2321-nucleotide messenger RNA. It is a transcript of the gene rsph14, whose product is annotated as radial spoke head 14 homolog. Bases 1281 to 2321 code for a protein of 346 amino acids. The record is from RefSeq and is a predicted model, not a curated record. Gene Ontology annotation, molecular function: protein binding. Lineage: Eukaryota; Metazoa; Chordata; Actinopteri; Cichliformes; Cichlidae. The transcript is spliced from 6 exons.